Molecule: messenger RNA, 3664 nt
Organism: Orbicella faveolata
Lineage: Eukaryota; Metazoa; Cnidaria; Anthozoa; Scleractinia; Merulinidae
Biological process (GO): regulation of transcription by RNA polymerase II
Cellular component (GO): chromatin; PcG protein complex; transcription regulator complex
Molecular function (GO): DNA-binding transcription factor activity, RNA polymerase II-specific; RNA polymerase II cis-regulatory region sequence-specific DNA binding
Source: RefSeq, a predicted model, not a curated record
CAGUGAGCACCCCCUGCGAAGGUAGCUUCGGGCGCCAACAUGGCCGACUUACCCUCUGGUGUGGCCGAAGUCGAAGUUGAGGUGGAAACUAUGGUUGAACCUCAACAAGAGGUUCAAAUUGAGACGCAGCCCAUGAUAGCCCUUCAGCCUCUGACUGAGCCUGAGAACGAAGAAAUCGUGGUGCAAACGACGGAGGAAGUUAUCGAGGAGUCAAAACACGCCAUAGUUGAAGAAGUGUCCAUUUCCACGACGCCUUCAAGCAAACAGAGAAGAAGCAGAGGAAACAGGACUAAAGGUCUGGGAAGAUCGGGAAAGGGUCAUGUUAACUCUACUACAUCGAGUGCGUCAAACGCCUCGAACAGUGAGAGAGGGGGUGGUAAUGGAGAUACUGAACGCUCAGGUACGCGCAAAUGGGAACAAAAGCAAGUACAAAUAAAGACUCUUGAAGGCGAAUUCGCCGUGACAAUGUGGGCGUCGGAAGAGAAAAAAGCUCAACAAGAAGAGUUGAAUCAAGCUCCCGACUUCACCGAGUACAUGACAGGAAAAAAGAUCCCUCCUGGUGGCCUUCCUGGGAUUGAUUUAAGUGAUCCGAAACAGUUAGCGGAGUUUGCAAGAAUGAGGCCCAAGAAAAUGAAGGAAGAAGAGGGAGCCAGAACAAUAGCUUGUCCUCAUAAAGGUUGUACCAAGAUGUUUCGAGAUAAUUCAGCAAUGCGAAAACACUUACAUACACACGGACCACGAGUGCAUGUCUGCGCUGAAUGUGGCAAGGCGUUUGUGGAGAGUUCAAAAUUAAAGAGACAUCAGCUUGUUCAUACCGGUGAAAAACCAUUCCAGUGUACAUUUGAAGGCUGUGGCAAGAGAUUUUCUUUGGAUUUCAACCUUCGCACCCACGUUCGCAUUCACACUGGUGACAGGCCAUAUGUUUGUCCUUUCGACUCCUGUAAUAAAAGGUUUGCACAGUCGACAAACCUCAAGUCUCACAUCUUGACGCAUGCUAAAGGAGGGAAGUAAGAUGCUAUUCUCAACGACUUUGACAAAAUUGUGUACAGAUUUUCAAGGAUGGAACUUUUUUGAGUUCACUAAGGGAUCAAGUGGCCUUGGUUCGGUCAGACUUUGCUAGAAUUUCUAGAUGUGGCAUUGUACAUUUUAAACUUGUAUUCUUUCGAACAGUUCUUCCAUACUUGCCGUACACAGUCUGACACAAAUGUAACAAAUGUGACAUCCACUUGACUUCCUUCUGGUUUCCAUUGCUAGAGAAAGUUAUCUUUAGAGAUUGGAUGUUUGGGCAAGAAGGACAGUUAGUAUCAGUGUGGAACUGGUUCUUAGAGGUCAACAUAUCAACUCAACGGGAUAGAUUUUAACCUGAUCAGUCCAAGCUAGCAGGGUUUUAAUUUAUCUUUACAAGUUCAUGGGCCUUGUUGUGUCAUUUUUGUAUAGAUAUGCAGUAUUUUUUUUUCCUGUGAUGUCAUUUUCUUUCCUUGUGCCACUAAAUUGUCGGAUAUGUAUUUUAAGAUAAUAGGUUACCCAUUUAAACCAUUAAACAAACUUUGCGUAAUCGAACAUUUGUAAAAAGGAAUCCAGAAAGCACUUAUUUUAAUCAAAGGGAAAAGCCAUGGCUACUCUUUGUUUUAUUCAAGGGAAGUUCUGAGGCAGAAAUCCAAGCUUAAAAGAUCGUUUUAACGUUAUCUGACUAAUCUGGCUUAAUGUGUCUAGACUCUAGGCUGUAAUGUUGUAAGAAGUGUCCUAUGUAAAUUUGUCUACACAACAUUCAAGUUUUGCAGUUAUAAUGACAACAUGUACGUAGUUUGACCAAUCAGGCAGACAGCCCUUAAAAAGUGGAGACACUCACUUAGGACCAGAUCAGAGAUUUGAGCCAUGAAAUUUCAUACCAGUGAUCUUUGUCCUUCAUUGGUUGUUACUUAGCAGUGCAUUUUUACACACAAGAAACCAAUCAAACACUGGAACUCUUUAGUGCUUUGCCAUUAUCAUUAUGUAUUUAUUGAUUUGAAUUUCAUGUUGCUGUUAUGAAGGUUUUCUUAAUCAGGCUAUUACAUUAAUGAAACGAUAAUGUACAGGCUGUGCUCCAUCCCACUGCACAUAGUCUAUGAAGGACUUCAACUAUAACUUGCAAUAUUUUACUGAAACAUUGCCCUCAGCAAGAAUUCACUCAUUUUCCACAGGCAUUUUUCCUGAUAUGUCCUUCAUCAGUUCACACUUGAACCUUGCAUAACAGUCUUACUGCUCAUCUGGUACAAAACAGUAUGUAAUUCAGCAGUGUAGCAUGAUAAAGUAUGGCCUGAAUCUUAUUUAAUACGUUUUUAGAAGCUAAAUUAUUUACUGGUAGAAUGUACAGUGUCAAAUUGCUUAGAGUUGCCAAACUAAAUUAUGUCAAAAUGAAUCUAGGGAGACUACUUGGACCUCUUGUUUAAACAGUUGGGUCUUUGAUAUUGAAUAGGCAUCAUUGUUUCCCUUGCAGCCUUACAUUUAGGUAGGAUUCAAUAGCUGUUAUUGCUGUUGAGUUUGUGGUCAAUGUUUUAAAAGGCAUGCAAAUGAGUCGAAAGGAUCAGUACAAUGCAGAAUUGACCCUUUUGCCUCAUUUGUGUGUCAACCCGCUGAUAAAUGCAAUAACAGCUAUUAUUUCCAAGAUACAUUUCUCAUACAGCUGAUGAAAGAGUUCGAAGUUAAUUACCUAAGACAGUGAUAGUGUCAGAUUCUUGUUAUUAUACACUGUGUAACUUGCUAUAAUUGUUAUUAGCCAUGUAAAUAAACAAUUGACAUCAGGAGUUGAGAGGUUAAAGUCAUUUGGAUAUAAGUCCUUUUCAAUAUUAGAUUUUAGUAGAUUCUGUUCUAUCAUGUAUUUGUAGUUACAAGUGUUUUGUUAAAUGUAAUAGAACGGUUUUGUUCAUUGCGCGACGUCACUAGUUACAUGUUCCUGUCAUUUGAGGCAGUGUUUGCAUUGGGUGCAGUCUCAGGUUAAUGUUGUGGAAUGAGCUGCAAAAAAAGUAAAAAAAAACAACAACAACAACAAAAACUAAAAUGUUGAAAUGAUGUAAUGUAUCCCUUUUUCCGUCUUUAUGUUAUGGCAAUAUUUAUCUGAUUUCUUAGUUCCAGACGAUAAUCGAUUUUGUAACUAAGCUUCACAUGUUCAAUCCUUCCCCUGUCUGAGAGACACAUGAGUUUUGUACUGAUAGUUUUGCUCAUCAGCCGGAGGAGAUCUUUCGUGUUUUGGAUUUGUUACUUUAACAACGUAUAAGGCAACACUACAUGGAUUUUAGUGGGAGGAAUAUUUCAGCUCAAAUGUCAAAUGUCUUUUAAGCAGGGAAAAGACUUGAGCGUGAUAAAGAGAGGGGUACCAUGUGACCAAUUAUUUAUUUGAUAGAGGCUCUAAUUUUGCACCUACAGCUGUACUUCUGAUUGUUCUAAAGAGGUAUGGUUCUCAAAAAACGUACUUAGGUUAUCUUCACUUAGUAAAACCCUGACCCCAAAAAAUGAAUGUGGUUUCAGGCUGAGAUGCAUCCGUGUAUUGUAAAUGUUGCUGCAUGUUAUCUCUAGUGUGUUAAAAAAAAAUCUGUAAGCAACAAACUAUUCUUAGGCUUGCAGAUGCAUUUUAACUUGCAGUAUUCACCUUGGAAAAAGCAAAUUAAACGAACAUACAUUUACAUAA